AGUCAAAAUAUGAGUGAGAUCAAAAUAUUAAGUGGUUCAGAGUUUAAAAAAAUCUUCACAACAAAUUAUGAAGAUUCAACACCUUCCUCUGGGGAAAAAGACAACAAGAUAAAUCAUCAUGAUGAUGAUCUAGAGUUGGAAAAAAUCUCAGUAAAAAGAUGUGCAGAUGAAAUUUCAUUUGAUAAAAAGAGUGAUAAGAUAUGUUAUCAUAAUGAUGAUCAUUCGUAUGCCAAAAAUAUAAUAACUGACUGUGUUAAUGAUGAUUGUCUAGUUGAAAUAUUCAUGUAUCUGCCAAUUUAUGAAAGACCAAAAAUAGCAUUGGUAUGCAAAAAAUGGCAAAGAGUUCUUGAUGGUUGUUGGUUUGAUAUUAAAAAAAAACUUGAAUUAAUUUAUUGGAACUAUGAUGAGUAUCCAAGUUAUUUAAAGAAAUUUCCAACAAUUGAUAGAGAAUUAAGUUUUUUAAACACACUGCUUGAUAAAUGUGGUUGUCGUUUAACAAAAUUAGACUUGACAGAUUAUUGUCAUUGUAACAUAGUGCCAAUUAUUAAUGAAUCUUGUCCAAACCUUGUACAACUUCGAUUGAGAUUCUCUGAUGUUGAUGAUGCAAUAUUAUAUAAUUCAUUUUCACGUUUAUCUAAACUACAAAAAUUGACAAUUAUAUUUCAAUUUUUUAAUGAUGAAUGUAUACCUGCUAGUUUAAUUAAUUCAUUGAGAAAUGUUGCUGGUACAUUGACUGAUUUGAAUCUGUUGAUUUGGAUGUAUGGCCAGAUGGGCUACCAAAAGAUUCCAGAAGAAGCCACUUGUGUGAUUCCUGAAUUAAAAGCCUUGAAAAUAUUUGGAGUUGCUGGUAUAACUAUUCCCCAAGCUUUAUGUGACUAUCUGACAAAUAAUGAAAUAUUUUUCUUUAGUUACUAUCAUUAUUACCGUUACAAAAGAGAUCAUGAUUUUAAUAUAAAUAAGGAUUUAGAUUUGUCACAGUUCCGAGUUACAGAUGAUAGUUUGUAUAUUAUUGCCAAUGUCAAGAUGUACCUACAAGUACUAUAUGUAUUUUGUGAAUGGAUAACCGAUGAUGGUGUAGUAGCAAUUUCAAAGAUGAAUGAGUUACAUACUCUUGAAUUUAUUGGCUGUAAUAAAGUUACUGAUUCUUCAAUUAAAUUGCUUAAAAAUUUAAGAAAAUUAAAGUUACCAUCAAGUAGUGAAAUUACUGAUUAUUCAGUGAUGAAAGUUCUUGAAAAUUCACCAAAUAUGGAAGAGCUUUAUAUUGAGGAUACAGGUGUAACUAUUGAAUUUAUAAAAAAAGCAGCAGAUAUAUCAGAAAAUCGAAAACGACUUUUACGUUUAUUUUAUUCAAGCGAUACAUUUAUACCUGAUGUAAAACAGUAUAAAUCGCAGUAUUUUGAUAUUCGUAUAAUUCAAGAAAAAAAACAAAAUAUAACAGCAAGUGCUGAUGUAAAUUGUAUGUUCAUAGAAAAUAUAAAAGCACAUUUCUCGUGAGUGGGCUUGGCUCUGAUUCAACAAUCAUAGAUUAAAAAAAAUAAAUAAA
This is a messenger RNA of Aphidius gifuensis, 1543 nucleotides long. RefSeq lists its product as uncharacterized. The transcript has 5 exons. Gene Ontology annotation, cellular component: SCF ubiquitin ligase complex. NCBI's taxonomy places the organism in Eukaryota, Metazoa, Arthropoda, Insecta, Hymenoptera, Braconidae. Gene Ontology annotation, biological process: SCF-dependent proteasomal ubiquitin-dependent protein catabolic process. Gene Ontology annotation, molecular function: protein binding. The record is from RefSeq and is a predicted model, not a curated record. The coding region runs from base 10 to 1494 and encodes 494 amino acids.